This is a messenger RNA of Chanos chanos (milkfish), 1230 nucleotides long. It is a transcript of the gene dipk1ab, whose product is annotated as divergent protein kinase domain 1Ab. The transcript has 4 exons. The record is from RefSeq and is a predicted model, not a curated record. NCBI's taxonomy places the organism in Eukaryota, Metazoa, Chordata, Actinopteri, Gonorynchiformes, Chanidae. Bases 16 to 1230 code for a protein of 404 amino acids.
UUCUCCUAUCUUCACAUGAAGUACUUGUUUUUCUCAUGGCUGGCAGUGUUUGUGGGGAGCUGGAUUGUAUAUGUGGAGUACUCCUCUUACACAGAGUUGUGUCGUGGACAUGAAUGCAAGAAUGCUAUUUGUGACAAGUUCAGGAGAGGAGUGAUAGAUGGUUCAGCAUGCAGCAGCUUAUGUGAGAAGGACACUCUGUAUCUUGGGAAGUGCCUCUCAGCCAAACCCAAUAACCAGGUGUAUUCUGGGAGUUGGGGUGACAUUGAAGGAAUAAUUAAGUGUCAGAUGGAAGAAGUUCCUCACUAUGACCUUGGGGCAGAGCUGGAGCCCAGGAAAGAGGCUGCAUCCUUUAACCGGCCAACAAAGGGUACCUCAGUGGAGAAGUUCAAGGAGAUGGUCCUGAGCCACUUAAAGGCUAAAGUUGGAGACCAGGCCAACCUGCAGGACUUGGUAGCUCUUGUCCUUGGAGUGGCUGAUGCAAACAAAGAUGGCCAGAUUUCAUUACCAGAGGCUCGUUCAACAUGGGCUCUGCUGCAGCUGAACGAAUUUCUUCUGGCUGUGGUUCUUCAGGACCGUGAACACACUCCCAAGCUUUUGGGCUUCUGCGGAGACCUUUAUGUGAUGGAAAAGGUGCCCUAUGCGCCAUUGUAUGGCAUUAGCCUACCUUGGGUUGUGGAGCUAUGGAUCCCAGCAAGCCUGCGUCGCAGCAUGGACCAAUGGGUUGCUCCUUCCUGGCCUCGAAAGGCUAAAAUAUCAAUCGGACUGCUGGAGCUUGUGGAGGAUGUCUUUCAUGGGACUUUUGGCAGCUUCCUCAUGUGUGAUAUGAGUGCCUCCGGGUUUGGCUACACCGAACGUCACGACCUGAAGGUGGUGGAUGCCCGCCGCAUUGUGCCCGAAGCUGCAUUUCAGGAGGUGAUGCGGGAGCGUCGUUGCGAGGUAGACGCUGAUUGUGUCUAUGGAGCAGACUGCCACACUUCCUGUGACCUCACCAAACACCGAUGCACCACAGAGGUGACCCGACCAAACUUGGCCAAAGCCUGCGGGGCGCUCAAGGACUAUCUCCUGCGGGGGGCUCCCUCAGAUGUACAGGAGGAGCUGGAGAAGCAGCUUUAUGCCUGCAUUGCCCUCAAGGGCUCCACAGAGCACAUGGAGAUGGAACACUCACUCAUACUCAACAACCUGAAGACCCUGCUGUGGAAGAAAAUCUCCCAUACUAAGGACUCUAAGUGA